Messenger RNA from Monodelphis domestica (gray short-tailed opossum), 928 nucleotides. It is a transcript of the gene BLVRB, whose product is annotated as biliverdin reductase B. The record is from RefSeq and is a predicted model, not a curated record. Lineage: Eukaryota; Metazoa; Chordata; Mammalia; Didelphimorphia; Didelphidae. Gene Ontology annotation, molecular function: biliverdin reductase [NAD(P)H] activity; riboflavin reductase (NADPH) activity.
AGGUGGGGCCUGGCCCAGGCUUGAAAGGCUGGUGGCCAGAACUUGGGGCGUUCGGUUCGGAUCCGGCGAUUGACGGCUAGGCACGGAGUGCUCUUCCCCUCCUGCCCUCAUCUCCAGACAGGCCCCUCGGCAUCAUGGUCGUUAAGAAGAUCGCGAUCUUCGGAGCCACCGGCAGGACUGGCCUCGCUACUCUGGCUCAGGCUGUGCAAGCAGGGUAUGAAGUGACAGUGUUGGUGAGGGAUGCCUCCAAGCUCCCCUCUGACGGUCCCCCGCCAGCGCAGGUGGUGGUGGGUGAUGUCCUCAAAGCGGCUGACGUGGACAGGACUGUGGCCGGGCAAGAUGCUGUCAUUAUAUUGCUGGGCACCGGCAGUGACCUGAGUCCCACCACCGUGAUGUCGGAGGGCACCCGGAACAUUGUGGCCGCCAUGAAGGCCCAUGGUGUGGACAAGGUCGUGGCCUGCACCUCGGCUUUCCUUCUGUGGGACCCAACUCAGAUCCCUGCCCGGCUUCAGGCAGUGACCGAUGACCACAUCCGGAUGCAUAAAUUGCUGCUGGAGUCGGGGUUGCAUUAUGUGGCUGUGAUGCCCCCACACAUUGCAGGGGACCAGCCACUGACAGGGGCCUACAACGUGACUGUGGAUGGACGGGGUCCUUUCAGAGUGAUCUCCAAACAUGACCUGGGACACCUCAUGCUUCGAUGCCUCACCACAACAGAAUAUGAUGGGCAUAGCAUCUACCCUUCCCAUCAGUAUACCUAGAAGAAAAUGUAGCCUCUGUGCCAUGUGCCCAGUCCCCACCUAUGGACCAUGGGUGAGAAGGAGCAGCUCUAGGCCCUGUCCUUGGGAAGCAGAGAAUGGGGCCUGGGCUAGCUGAGAGAGAAAGGGAGCAAAUAAUAAUAAAAGGUGGUGUAGCACCAAGUGCUGAUCCA